This is a messenger RNA of Fraxinus pennsylvanica, 3615 nucleotides long. The record is from the annotation of a GenBank genome assembly. Lineage: Eukaryota; Viridiplantae; Streptophyta; Magnoliopsida; Lamiales; Oleaceae.
AUGUUGUCGAAAGGGGAUGAUAGGAAGAAAAUUACUGAGAAAUCUGGAAAUGGGAGUUUUUUAAAUGACCUUGAAACUAUAAAUAAUGCUAUAUAUACGAAUAAAAUGUGGGAGACAGCUGCAACUUCGACGGUUAGCAGUCAAUCCAAGUCUGUUGGAAAGUUCCAUUCAACUGAACCCAAGAUCAAGAGGAAGGAAUCUAAUAAUAUUAAAGAUUCAUUUGAGGAGAAAAAGUCCAUUUGGAGUUGGAAGAGUCUAAAGGCAUUGACUUAUGCCCGAAACCGGAGGUUCAAUUGUUGUUUCUCGCUCCAAGUCCAUUGCAUUGAGGGAUUACAAGAGUUUUUUAAUGAUGCUAGUCUUGUUGUGCACUGGAAGAGGAGAGAUGGUGAGCUGAUGACACAACCAGUUAGGGUCUAUAAAGGAAUAGCCAAGUUUGAAGAACAGUUGACAUAUUCAUGCCCUAUUUAUGGUACUAAGAAUGGUCCUAAUCGCUCGGCAAAAUAUGAAGCAAAGCAUUUCUCAUUAUAUGCUUCAGUAUAUAAUGCUCCCAAGCUUGAUUUGGGGAAGCAUCUAGUCGAUUUGACAAGGUUGCUUCCUCUAACAUUGGAGGAACUGGAAGAGGAGAAGAGCUCUGGGAAGUGGACAACCAGUUUCAGGUUAUCGGGUAACGCUAAAGGUGCAACUUUGAAUGUCAGUUUUGGAUAUAUAGUCAUUGGGAAUAAAAAGUCAGGGCCUUCCAGCAACAGCAGUUUUUCUGGAAUUCAAAGCUUGAGGCAAAAUAGUGCAAAUGUACCAAAACUCUUAGGGCAAUUUGAUCAAGCAAAUGAACUAGGGAUUCGGCGUGCAGGAAGUCUUCCGGCAAUCUCGUCUGUUUCAUGUCAAUCUUCAGAAUACAUAAAGGAUCUUCAUGAGGUUUUGCCAAUAUCAAAGGCAGAACAGUAUGGUUCAGUAAAUAUGCUCUAUCAAAAAUUUGAGGAAGAUAUGUCAAACGUGUCAGUUCACCCCAAACCAGAGUCCAAUUCUUUUACUGCACCUGUUGAGCCUCUUAAUGAGGAUUCAGUUGAUGUUGGUAAGGAAAGUCCAGAAACUGAACGUGAUAGUGAGUUUUCUGUCAUAGAGGAAGGAGUUGAAGAGUUGACAAGGGAGGAGGUGAAAUCACAAGAUGAGUCAUUGAAGGUGGCUGAAGGUUCUGCAUCAGAGAUCCAUGAAACUGAUAGCACCAUUGAGAGACCAGUUGAUGAGGAUGCCAACCUUCAUCCCUUGGUCGUAGAAACUGGCAGUGAUUGUGAGUAUUAUGUCAUAGAGGAAGGGGUUGAAGCGUUAACAGCGCAGGUGAAAUCACAAGAUGAUUCAUUGAAGGUGGCUGAAGGUUCUGCAGCAGAGAUCCGUGGAACUGACAGCACCGUUGAGAUACCAGUUGACGAGGAUGCGACCCUUGAUACUUUCAUUGUGGAAAUUAGUUGUCAAAAAGAUGAGUCAUCUUUCAAUGACUGCAAUUCUGAAGAGAAUAAAGUGUGCCCCACAGAAUUACUGAUGAAAGAACUGGAGACGGCACUGAUUUAUGCCUCUGAUUUGGUAAAAGAAGAAUUACAUUCUCAAGAAGAUGAAAGUGAUGCUUUAUGCACCGAAGAUCACUUGGAUAUUAAAUCCAGUCAUAGAGAUCAUAAGAAGGGAAAAUCACUUAGCUUGGACGAUGUUACUGAGUCUGUUGCUAGUGAAUUCUUGGACAUAUUGGCCAGCGAGCAUAGUCCAUUUGGUUUCAGUUCUGAAAGUGAGCCUGAUUCUCCAAGAGAGCGCCUACUAAGGCAAUUUGAGAAGGAUGCUAUUGCCAGCGGGAGUUCCUUAUUCAACUUUGAUAUGGACGAUUAUCAAGAGGAAUUUGUUGGUGAUGUUCAAAUGUGUUCUGGGUGGGGAAAUGUCUCUGAGGAAUUUCAUCAUUCAUCAACAGUUGUGAACUAUGAGGAGAUGGCCAAGAUAGAAACUGAUGCAAUGAGGACUAAUACAAGGGCCUCAAUGUUGGAGGACUUGGAGUCUGGAGCUUUAAUGCGAGAGUGGGGACUAAAUGAGAAGGCGUUCAAAAAUUCUCCACCCAAUAGCUUAGGUGGGUUUGGGAGUCCAAUUGAUAUGCCUCCUGAAGAGCCUCCACCGUUGCCUCCCCUUGCAGAAGGUUUGGGUCCCUUUGUUGAGACCAAAAAUGGAGGAUUUUUGCGGUCAAUGAGUCCUGCAAUUUUCAGGAAUUCCAAAAGUGGAGGUAGCCUAAUUAUGCAGGUGUCUAGUCCCCUGGUGGUUCCUGCAGAAAUGGGUUCUGGUGUAAUGGAAAUACUUCAGGGUCUGGCCUCUGUUGGGAUCAAAAAGCUUUCGAUGCAGGCUAAUAAAUUGAUGCCCUUGGAAGAUAUAACUGGGAAGACAAUGCAACAAAUAGCAUGGGAAGCUGUCCCCAUUCUGGAGGAACCCAACAGGCAAGGGUUAUUGCAGAAUGAAUCAGAAACCAUGCAAAACGUACCUGGUGAGCAAAAGAGAGAAGGAAAAACUUCUGGACCCAGGUCGGGUAAGCUCACAUCAAGUUCGAUUGAUAGUGAAACACAAUAUGUAUCCUUAGAAGAUCUUGCUCCUCUGGCCAUGGAUAAAAUUGAAGCCCUAUCAGUUGAGGGCUUGAGAAUACAAUCUGGCAUGUCAGAUGAUGACGCACCUUCAAACAUCAGCCCACAUUCCAAUGGUGAAUUUUCAGCCCUGAAGGGAAAGGCAGACAAUUUUGAUGGCUCCAUAUGUCUUGAUGGGACUGGUGGAUUGCAACUGCUGGACAUUAAGGACAAUGGUGAAGAUGUCGAUGGAUUGAUGGGUCUAUCUUUACCACUUGAUGAAUGGAUGAGGCUAGAUUCUGGUGAAAUUGAUCAUGAAGAUCUCAGCAAUGAACGAAUGUCUAAAAUACUUGCAGCACAUCAUGCUACUUCAGUAGACUUGUUUCAUGGAAUAUCAAAGGUGGAAAAGAGGCGAGCAAAGGGUAGGAAGUGUGGUCUAUUGUGCAAUAACUUCACUGUUGCAUUGAUGGUGCAGUUGCGUGAUCCAUUACGGAACUAUGACCCAGUUGGCACCCCAAUGCUUGCUCUUAUCCAAGUCGAGAGAGUGUUUGUUCCACUUAAACCCAAAAUCUAUGGGAUUGUAUCACAGGUGAGAAACUAUGAAGAAGAGGAAGAAGUGCCCAAGGCUGCUAAAAAGAACAUGAUUGAGGCAGAAAAAGAAGAGGAAAUCCACGAAGAACUCAUUCCUCAAUACAAAGUAACUCAGGUGCACGUUGCAGGUUUGAAGACUGAGCCAGGUAAAAAAACGAAGUUGGGGAGUUCAAAAAAUCAACAAAACUCUGGGUCCCGUUGGUUGCUUGCCAAUGGAAUGGGGAAGAAGAAUAAGCAUCCUAUGAUGAAAUCAAACUCAGUUGCCAAAUCUGCUGCUGUGGCUUCUUCGUCCAUGACAGCUACAGUGCAGCCUGGUGAUACUUUAUGGAGCAUCUCUUCUCGAGUUCAUGGAACAGGGGCUAAAUGGAAGGAACUUGCUGCACUGAAUCCACACAUUCGGAAUCCAAAUGUCAUCUUCCCGAAUGAAAGUAUCAGAUUGCGCUAG